Molecule: messenger RNA, 2756 nt
Organism: Amaranthus tricolor (Joseph's coat)
Lineage: Eukaryota; Viridiplantae; Streptophyta; Magnoliopsida; Caryophyllales; Amaranthaceae
Product: chloroplastic group IIA intron splicing facilitator CRS1, chloroplastic
Exons: 8
Coding region: 141-2459 (772 amino acids)
Biological process (GO): RNA splicing, via transesterification reactions
Molecular function (GO): mRNA binding
Source: RefSeq, a predicted model, not a curated record
CACUAAAACUUUUCAAGCAUCAAAGAUCACUACACAACACAUUUUUCAAGAUUUUUUUGGUGAAUACAACCAACAUAUCCAAAAAUUAGGAGCAUGUAAACCCUCUUCCAAUUUCAUUCCUGCAAUCAAUCUUCAAUCCAAUGACUGCAUCUUUCUUUCUUUCUUCUUCAAACUUCCAAUAUGUCUCAACUCAAUUUCCUGAAUUUUCUCCUUCUCAAUCUUUUUCCUCCACCACUAAAACCCUUAUCUUGAAAAUCCCAAAACCCCUCAAUUCUAUCUCCUCCAAUGCUGCUUCUUUCUUGCUCAAAGAUCACUCCUUUUCUUCCAAUCACACUAAGAAAAACAGUAAUUCAAGUGAUGAGGAUGAAAUUAGUGAAGAUUAUGAUGAUGAAGAAAGGAAAAACAUUAGAGGAGAUUCAAAUUCUGGCAAGAAUAUGAUUAAAAUGCCUACUGCUCCAUGGAUGAAAGCUCCAAUCUUUCUUCCUUCUGAUGAAGUUUUAGACCUUUCAAAACCCAAUUUAAGGAAGAAAAGAACCUCCAUUGUUAAAUCCAAUAAAGAUUAUAAAUCACUUACUGAGAAAAUUAGUGGAAGAAUGGGUAAGAAAGUAGUGAAGAAAAUUGUUCAAAGAAUUGAAAGACUUCAACUUGGCAAUAAUUUGGUUGAUACUCAGAAAAAUUGGGAUGAUACCCAGAAAAUUAUGGGUGUUUUUAGAAGUGGGUUUUUAUCUGAUGAUGAAAUGGAGUCAAAAUUUAGGCGUAAAAUGCCAUGGGAGAAGGAAGAGAAGUUGGUUUUCAGGAGGAUGAAGAAAGAGAAAGUUAUGACAAGUGCUGACCUUAUUCUUGAUCAAGAGUUGUUGAAGAGAUUGAGAAAAGAGGCUUCAAAGAUGAGGAAAUGGGUUAAAGUGAAGAAAGCUGGUGUAACUCAAACUAUUGUGGAUGAAAUUUUGUCUAUAUGGGCUAAUAAUGAGCUUGUUAUGAUCAAAUUUGAUUUGCCUUUGUGUAGGAACAUGGAUAGAGCAAGGGAAAUUGUAGAGAUUAAAACCGGCGGAUUAGUUGUUUCGAGUAGGAAAGAUAGUCUGGUUGUAUACAGAGGAUGCGAUUAUCAGCCAACAAGAUGGCGUCAAAAGAUAUAUGUUGGAUCUGUAGGUGUACGGCAGACGCCUAGCUUCACUACUGAUGAUGGCUUGGAUAUUAAUAUCACUGAUAGGUCACUUUAUGAGAGGGAGGGUGAUAGAUUAUUGGAUGGCUUGGGACCUCGAUAUGUUGACUGGUGGUAUCCGAAGCCCUUGCCUGUGGAUGGAGAUCUGCUACCGGAGGUAGUUCCAGGAUUUAGUCCUCCAAUUAGGCGUUGCCCACCUCGUGUUCGGACCCAAUUGACAGAUGAUGAACUAACUUACCUGAGGAAUUUCGCUCGCCCUUUACCUGUUCACUUUGUUCUCGGAAGAAACUCCAAACUUCAAGGUCUUGCUGUUGCCAUCUUGAAAUUAUGGGAGAAAAGUGUCAUUGCCAAAAUUGCUGUGAAGUGGGGUGUUCCAAAUACCAAUAAUGAACUCAUGGCCUCUGAGCUUAAGCGUCUUACAGGAGGAGUUCUCUUACUGCGUAACAAGUUCUUUAUCGUUCUCUACAGAGGCAAGGAUUUCUUACCACGCAAUGCAGCUGACGUAGUAGUCGAGAGAGAAAUGGAGCUCAAACAAUGGCAACUUCAUGAAGAAGAUGCACGGCUUAGAGCGGCUGAGACUCUCGAUUUUAAAGAUGAAACGGCGGAUAAAAGCACCGUUGGGACUUAUUCUGAAUUUCAACAUAUACAAACAAUUUGCAAAAACGUACAAAUCAGUAGUGCGGCCGAAGUGAAAUUAGAAGCUGAAAGAGAACGAUUAGAGAAGGAAUUACGAAAAAAUGAGAACAAACUUGCCAUUCUUAAAGUCAAAAUUGAGAAGGCAGAAAAUGAGUUAUGGAAAUUAGAUUCGGCAUGGAAGCCUUCUAAACCAAAAGGCGAUCAAGAAUCAAUUACCGAGGAGGAGAGACUGUGUUUUCGGACGAUGGGUUUGAAGCUGGACAAAGUUCUUGAAUUGGGGAGGCGAGGGGUAUUUGAUGGAGUUAUAGAAGGCAUACAUCAGCACUGGAAGCACAGGGAAUUAGUGAAAGUUAUUUCAAUGCAGAGAACAUAUGUACAGGUUGUUGAUACUGCUAAAAUACUCGAAACUGAGAGUGGCGGAAUACUAGUAUCCAUCGAGAAGCUAAAGAAAGGCCACGGUAUAAUAAUCUACCGUGGGAAGAACUACAAGCGUCCCGUAUAUUGUGGUGAAAAUCUUCUCGAUAAAAAGAAAGCACUGGAACGAUCUCUUGAAAUGCAAAGACUCGGAUCCCUUAAAUUUUUUGCAUAUCUACGGGAUAAGGAAAUCGCAGACUUGAAGCUCAAACUCGCUGAUUUGGAGAAGAGGCACAGCAAAAACAGUUGAAUUGGUCGUCAGAAAAUUUAGCGUUCGUUAAAUUUGAAUAUGCCUUGAUCUGACGGGAAGAAGAAAGUUUCGAUACUGUUAGCCUUCGGAUCUUGCUUUAAGUUGAUAUUUUUAGAGUUUCGACUCUUGCGACUGUGCUCUUAGCAAAUUGGCUUAAAUUGUUUUAGCAGGCAAAGCCGUGUAAGAUGUUUGUACAUAAAAUAUCACACUUGUAUUGUAUGAAAAUCCAAUGCAACUUCAUGUGGAAACUGUAUGCAACUCGUAGUUUCUUUGCAUAGUUGAUUAUAAAGGUGCGUA